UAUAUUUAAGCCAAAAAUAAUUUUAUGUUCUGAUUUCUUCUCUUUGGUCUUUGAUUCAAGCACAAGCAUUGCGAUCAGUCUUCUACAUCUACAACAUGCCUGUGAGAGUAGCAUUGGAAAACAUCACAACCCCUUCUCACGUUUCAGGUGCAAAUUCAAGGCGUAAUUCAUUCCAAUCUUGUACUCUUCUAACUGUUGGUCAGGCCUUUUCGGGGACGCAGAAUGUUUCAAGCUUACAAAAGGAUGAAGCAUGGAGGGUAAAUGUCCGUAUACAAGGAUGUGACCUUGAGCAUGGAUAUCUAUGUGGCACCAUGGAAGCUCUUAAUGUUCCUAUGGCAGACACGCCAGUAGUAACAUUCUGGGAAGGGGAGAUUGUCGAUACCAAGAAUUAUACUUUCUUCACCGGCAAAUGGGAGGCAGCACCAGAGGAUGAUAUAAGGCACUGGACUAAGUUUCAAUCUUUUGGUCCCCUAUUGAGCCAAGUAGAGGUAGAUGGUGGCAAGUCUGUGGACCUAAGCAACUAUCCUUACAUAUUCAUGAGAUGGAAGGAGCAGUAUUUCGUGAAUGUCGGAACUGACUGUGGGUUAACAAUAGCUGGAUUUUACUACGUUUGUUUCUCAUGCACCGAUGGUUCUAUCAGUGGUUUCUAUUACGAUCCGAAUAGCAGCCCAUUUCAGAAGCUUGAGUUGAAAGCCACAAAUGAUGGAAGAUCAGGUUUCUCUUUUUCAUCAUAUGAGCUACAAUAGAUUGUGUGACACAUAGCAUAUCAAAAUCCAUCAUUUGAUCCUUGAGGUGGUUUACAGUUAGUCAAGAACCUGGAAGAUUAUGCAAGAGCUCAUGACUGUCAGUGUUGUAUAACCGUAAGAAAAGUGAAAUUUUGUUGUUACAAUCAAUCAUCUAAAAGUUCUGUGAAUAACUUUGUGAUAUACUAUAAAAACCCCAUUAUGUUACUACUUACCAAUGACUCCGGGGUUGAUUAGAUGACCUACUGUUGUUUCGAGAUUCAACUAUAUUCAAUACGUACAUGUACAUAUCUUGUUAACAGCAGCUUAUUUUUGCCCUUUACACAAAAA
Medicago truncatula (barrel medic) is the source of this 1073-nucleotide messenger RNA. RefSeq names its product glucose-induced degradation protein 4 homolog. The transcript is spliced from 8 exons. NCBI's taxonomy places the organism in Eukaryota, Viridiplantae, Streptophyta, Magnoliopsida, Fabales, Fabaceae. The record is from RefSeq and is a predicted model, not a curated record. Gene Ontology annotation, cellular component: GID complex. The coding region runs from base 96 to 746 and encodes 216 amino acids. Gene Ontology annotation, biological process: protein catabolic process in the vacuole; negative regulation of gluconeogenesis; protein targeting to vacuole.